This is a messenger RNA of Polyodon spathula (Mississippi paddlefish), 3650 nucleotides long. Its product is annotated as nephronectin-like. The transcript is spliced from 14 exons. Gene Ontology annotation, cellular component: membrane. Gene Ontology annotation, molecular function: calcium ion binding. The record is from RefSeq and is a predicted model, not a curated record. Bases 439 to 2253 code for a protein of 604 amino acids. NCBI's taxonomy places the organism in Eukaryota, Metazoa, Chordata, Actinopteri, Acipenseriformes, Polyodontidae.
UAUUUUUUAUGUCAGGGGUAAGUUCGUUUAAAAACAAAAACAUAAACCUGCUCCACCUCAGUCGUGGAAUCUUAAGAGGAGGGGAAAGUAUCUAGCUGCAGGAAUAAACUGUUGAACUGUGUAGCUCCAGCAGGGAGUGCACUCUGUCUGAUCAACCAGCGAGGGCUCUUCAGUGCUCUUUGAAUCUGCUCCUCUUCAGAAGACAGUGUUCUAAGCAACGUUUGCUUCAAGCUUACAGACUUGGGAAAACAGACUUUCAGUCACACUCCCUGUGCACUCACUGCACACAUUAUUUACAAAGCAGCCUGGAUCAGAAAAUGCAAUAGAAUCCCAAACUUCCAAUUGUCGGGUUCUGGUAUUCCUCUCUCGUAUUCAAUUCUCGCUGGGAUUUUAAAAGUCACAUUUCAGUAAUAUUUUCUGUGGACUACAGUCACAAUCAUGGAGUUAUUAAUUUAUCUGGUGCUUGUGUCAACGCUGUACCUGGGAGCAGUUGGUGACUUUGACGGCAGGUGGCCGAGACGGGCGUCCUCCUCAAAUGGACUGUGCCGCUAUGGAGCCCGCAUUGAUUGCUGCUGGGGAUGGACACGGCGGUCCUGGGGCCAGUGUCAGCCUCUCUACAGAGUAGUCGGGAUAAGGUGCCAGCCCCAAGCUGUCUGCCAACCUGGAUGUAAACAUGGGGAGUGCGUGGGACCAAACAAGUGCAAAUGUUACCUAGGAUACACAGGAAAAACUUGUAACCAGGACGAGCAGGAUUAUGUUACUCCCCCAAUGUGGGACAGUCACCCUCCUCUCUUUCUUCCCAUGGAUCACCAACCAGCAGGUGCACCUACAGCGGAUCUCAAUGAGUGUGGACUGAAGCCCAGACCUUGUAAACAUAGGUGUAUGAACACCUAUGGAAGCUACAAAUGUUACUGCCUGAAUGGAUACAUGCUCAUGCCUGAUGGAACAUGUGGAAAUGCCCUCUCCUGCUCCAUGGCAAACUGUCAGUACGGCUGUGAUGUGGUAAAAGGAGAGACUCGCUGUCGCUGUCCAUUACCUGGGCUACAGCUGGGGCCUGAUGGCAGGACCUGUGUGGAUGUGGAUGAAUGUGCCACUGGCAGAGCUGUGUGCCCUAGAUUUCGGAAGUGCAUCAACACCUUUGGAAGUUACAUCUGCAAAUGUCAUGAGGGAUUUGACCUAAAAUACAUCAACGGAAAAUACCAGUGCAUAGAUGUGAACGAGUGUCUUUCCUCUGUGCACCAGUGCAGCAGCUUUGCAAUGUGUUACAACACACCAGGCUCGUACAAGUGCAAAUGUAAAGGAGGCUUCAAGGGGACUGGCUUGGAAUGUAAACCCAUACCCAAAGUCAUAAUUGACCCACCUCUACCAGGCAAAAAAGAAGAUACGAGAAAUUUGAACACCACAAAAGGCAACGGAUGUCAAAAUAAAAUCCCUGAUUCUGAUUGUGACAGAAAGAUAACCACCGCCCGUGUACCUGUAACCACCAGAAAAACUACCACUACAAUAAAAACCACAACUACCAAAUCCAUCAUAACUACUGCACCACCAAAGAGAACCACCCCAGCCCCCAUUGUCACCAGGAAGACUGUGGUGACCAAAAUGCCAAUUGUAACUACAGCUCCAGAGAGAGAUACUACUGUGGACAACAGGAUAAAAAAUGAAGUCUCCCCUAAACCGAGAGGGGAUGUGCACAUUCCUCGGAACCCUGGAGAGAACAAUAUCAUAAUUGGAAGCAUCGAACUGGGAGAGACUGCCGAUGGCGAGGAAGCCAGAGACGAUUCAGAUGUUAUUUUACACAGUUGUAGCUUUGACCAUGGUCUGUGUGGAUGGCUCAGGGACAGAGAAAGUGACCUACACUGGGAAACAACCUCAGAUGCUGCAGGUGGAAAAUACUUGACGAUUCCUGAAGUUUUUGGUAAGCGAGGUGGAAGAGCAGCCCUGUUGGCUCUUCCUCUGAGGCAGCCGGUGGACUCGGGGGAGCUGUGCCUCUCGUUCAGGCACAAGCUGUCGGGGCAGCACUCCGGUUCCAUGCAGGUGUACGUGAAGAGGAACGGGGCACAUGGCCCUGCGGUGUGGGGCAGGACUGGUGGACAUGGCUGGAGGCACACCCAGAUCACACUGUGGGGGGCUGGCUUGCAGAGCGUCAUCUUGAAAGGUGAGCGAUUGAGCGAGAGGCUUGGAGAGAUCGGCCUAGACGAUAUUAGUCUGACAAGGGGGUCCUGCUCUGGGGAGCACACUCUGAGGAGACAUUAAUACAAUGUGCAGAAUUGGAGCAGAUUCCACUUUUACCAGGAGACUGAGCUCCAGGGGAAAAUGCAGCCUUGUCAGAGCAAUUCCAGUGAACCGGGCCCCUCAAAAUAAGAGAUUCUUCGAGGGCAAGAGAAAACUUUACCAGAACUGGAGAGUUUCUAUUUUAACUUCCUCCCCUUUCUUGUAUGUGAAUCCUGGAUGUAAUUGCUGCAUGCGCCAUUAAUGCUGAGGACUGCAGUCCUCAAACUGAAGCCAUCUCUUGCUUAUGAAGCUUAUCCUUACUUUUCCAAACACAGUGGAUUCUGUUGUGUUGUGCAUGUCAUGUAUUUACUUCAAGCAGUUACUGUAUGCUUUGUAAAAUUAGUAUCUACAUGUUUUUCCCCAAUGCUUUGCAUACUGUUUUCACCCUGCUUAUAAACAGUAUAUGUAUAUCUUUAACACAUCAGAUUUAGUUUAACCUCUAAGGGUUGUAUCGUCUCUAGUUAACAAAUGUUUGCUUUGCAUUGAUAUUGUUAUGACUGUCUAAUAUUAUCAAACAAAAGUAUAGUACUUGGUAAUAACUGCCAUUUUAAAAUAUUGAUUGCACUUCUAUGUAUUUUAUUAGCUUAAUAGAUUUGUUCUGCCCCCUUAGAAUGUUAAAUGGGCACAUUGGUGCUAUUUUAUUAUACUGAUAAAUGUAUUGAUUUAUUUUCAUGUUAAAUCUAUUUAAAACAUAAUAAUAAUUAAGACAUUUUUGUUUAACUCCUAUACACUGGUCAAACGUAUCAUGUUUUUCAUAAAUACAGUAAAGGAUUAAAACAAACAUAUCAUUAAUAUUCAUUUGUAACAUUCAGACUAUAGAUAUUAUUAUAUAGUCAUUUUCAAAUUGCACCAUUUCUUAUAAUCUAUUGUCCUAACGACUAAAACCAAUGGAAACCUCUUGUGAAAUAGGAUGACAUAGCAAGUGCCUUGGCAUUUAACUAGUUAGUGGAUUACAGUAUAUUAAUUUAAAGUGCCAGGAGAGUAUUGCUUGUUUAUGGUUUUAUAGCAAGCUGUCACCAUGGGCCAACACACAGCACACACAGGCAAAGUAAUACCACUUUUUUUGAGAUAUUAAUGGGAAUUUGAUCAAAGUAUGAGGUGUCAAAAAGGAAAUCAUCACAUUAAACCAAAGUGUGAAAACUAUCUACAGUGCUGUGCUGAAUUAAUAAUGUAUACCUUUAACUGUACACUCUGUGUAUUAAUCUUCAAAAAAUUAUACAUGUGCUAUUUGUGGUAGUGUUGUUAAACCAUGUGUUCAUUUUGGAACUAAUUAGAAAAAAAAGAUCAAGCAAGCAGUAACCCCUGAAUCAACUAAUCAUGGAUUAUCACCAGAUAUCACAAGACAUUUUAAACAAAAUUAAAUAUUACAUUUUCAUAUA